GGUGUAUCUAUUUUAAAGCCUCUAAUGGGCGUCGACCCAUUCUUAGAGUUUAACUUGGAGAGUCAUUUUACCCUUGACUAUCCAGAGUUCGAAUUAUUGCUAUGCGUAGAGGACGCCAUGGACCCUGCCCUAAACGUCAUAGAGACCCUCCAGAAUAGGUACCCUAAUGUCAAUUGCCGAAUUUUUAUUGGUGGCAAGGUGGGAAUACAGAAUCCCAUGGUCUUCAACAUGUGCCCUGGCUACGAAGCAGCUAAACAUGAUCUUGUUUGGAUCAGUACCAGUAGGAUACAGGCAAGCACGGAGAUCCUCCUGGAUAUGGUCUCCAAAAUCCAGGCUCCCAACGUUGCACUGGUCCACCAAAUCCCAUUCACCAGGGACCAGCAGAACAGUUUUGCGCACGCUGUCGAGAAAGUGGGUGAUGAUGAUGAUGAUGGUAAGGAUGGUGGUGAUGAGGUAAUAAUGUUGAUCGUUUCGUUUUAA
This is a messenger RNA of Helobdella robusta, 480 nucleotides long. RefSeq lists its product as hypothetical. The annotation marks the transcript as partial. The record is from RefSeq and is a predicted model, not a curated record. Gene Ontology annotation, biological process: glucosylceramide biosynthetic process. Gene Ontology annotation, molecular function: ceramide glucosyltransferase activity. Lineage: Eukaryota; Metazoa; Annelida; Clitellata; Rhynchobdellida; Glossiphoniidae. The transcript has 3 exons. Gene Ontology annotation, cellular component: membrane.